UUACCAUCUUGUGUUUCGUAUUUCCUCUGUUACGUCAUAAUUUCACGCUGCGAGGUAAUAGACAAUACUAACCAGAAGUGAAUCAACGUAACUCCGCAUACGAAUAUUAUGUAGCCCAGACAGCAACACGUAUAUCAGUUUAUGGUGAUUUAUAUACGAAGUCUAAACUAAUAGAUUUUUCCUCAGUUUAUCAACAGAUAUGAAAAACAGGUUAAGCUGCGUUUUAUUGUUUCUCUUAUACUGUAUAUGUCGAUUGAAAGCUAUUGAAACAAACUGUUUUAACGCAUGCCGUUGUGCUGGUCAACAUGUUUAUUGCGAAAACAGGCAGCUGACUAAUAUUUCGUGGAUGUUUCCUCCUAACACAAGUUCAAUAUCACUGAGCGGUAACAGGUUACGUUACAUACCGGAAACUGCUUUUACAGAAGCAAGUAGCAGCAUCAGGGCACUGGAUUUCUCACACAACAAACUUGCGACCUUCCCACGAGACGUACUCAAACUAAUAAUCGGGUUAAAAACCCUAAACCUAUCGAAUAAUGAAAUAGUCAUCACAAUUCAAGAUUUGCAGACGCCUCUGUUUAACAGAAACUUGCGCGUAUUGGAUCUAAGCAACAACCGUAUAGCAUACGUCACACCUGCGUUGUUCAGCUCGCUAAGGAAUUUGAUGCGGUUGCAUUUACAUGGGAACAGUUUGACAAUCUUCAGUCUGCAUUUCGUCGUAUACUCCCCCUAUUUAAAAGAGCUUACCCUUCAAAACAACGAAAUUGCGAACCUGGCGUUCCAUGUCGGGGUCGCUAUAACAGAUCUAAACUUAACGCAAAACAAAUUCAAGUUUAUCAACAACAGCGAAAUAUUUAAAGCUACGACGUCGCUGAAACGUUUGUGGAUUGGACAUGCAGGACUUCAAUAUUUCCCCAUUACAUUCAAUGGUAUUAACAGCAUAGAAGAACUUACUAUAUCCCACGUAAGCCAAGCGAAGAUCGACACGACCAUAUUACAACCAUGCGCUAACAGUUUAAAAAAGUUGUAUUUGAACGGGGGAAACUUAACUGUUUUGGAUGUAGGAAAAAUGAAAGUUUUGCGACAUCUAGGUGUAUCUAACAUGCACAGUUUAACAACGCUAAGGCUUGAGCAUAUACCUCUGUCUACGUUAGAAAACCUAGCACUCAGAGGUAUUGAGGGUUUAUCUCAAGUUUAUCUUGAUCAACUUGGUUUAGCAGAAUUCACAUCAACAGAGAGUUUUUCAACCCCAAACCAGAUCACACAUUUAAGUACCAGAGGAAAUUUCAUCCGACUUUUAACCAACGAUUCGUUUACAACGCUUGGCAACUUGCGGAGUUUAAACCUGAGUCGCAACCGUAUUUCCCACAUCGAUUCAGGCGCUUUCGCGGGGUUAUUAAAUCUAGAGAUUUUGGAUCUGAGUGAUAAUAGACUGACCGUAUUCGACGGGUCCAUUCUAAACUCUCCACAGCUAAACACGUUGAUUUUAUCGAAUAACUUCCUUGUAAGAUUAUCAUUCAAUCCGAAUGCUGCAUCUAUUACAAACCUAGAUAUAAGAAACAACAGAAUCCAAAAUUUCCCAAGUUUUCCAAACCACCAUUUUCAAGCACGAUUAUCCGGCAACCACUGGCAAUGCACUUGUUCUAUGCUGAACAGCUUAUCCCGCAUUGAUGUGCUUGAUUCCUGCGACGGUAACAACACUUGCGUGUAUUGUGAUACACCUCCAGAAUUUCAAGGUCAAAAAAUUUCUUCAAUCUCCAGCAAAUGCAUAGAAGCCGCUAAAGAGCCAAUUCGUAUUGAAAUUAUCCUUGCUGCGGUGUUAGGUGUUGUACUGGUUGUCACUAUUCUGGUUUUGAUUAUAUGGAAAGUUCGCAGAAUUCACCAGAAAUCAAAGAGAGAAUCGAGUUCAAAUAGCAGCCGUAAUUUCACUACGGUUGUUUACCAAAGAGCUUAAAAUCUUCUGGCGUGAUUUUUCCCGGAUUUUGUCUCAGAGUGCUACGGUUAAUUCAUACUUGUGCUGUGUUUUGUUACAUUGCGUUUUUAUUAAAAUUUCUUUUUU
Molecule: messenger RNA, 2056 nt
Organism: Ciona intestinalis (vase tunicate)
Lineage: Eukaryota; Metazoa; Chordata; Ascidiacea; Phlebobranchia; Cionidae
Cellular component (GO): plasma membrane
Molecular function (GO): protein binding
Source: RefSeq, a predicted model, not a curated record